Molecule: messenger RNA, 738 nt
Organism: Mollisia scopiformis
Lineage: Eukaryota; Fungi; Ascomycota; Leotiomycetes; Helotiales; Mollisiaceae
Exons: 3
Coding region: 1-738 (245 amino acids)
Biological process (GO): regulation of transcription by RNA polymerase II
Cellular component (GO): nucleus
Molecular function (GO): DNA-binding transcription factor activity, RNA polymerase II-specific; RNA polymerase II transcription regulatory region sequence-specific DNA binding
Source: RefSeq, a predicted model, not a curated record
AUGUAUCACUGCCAACCCUGCGAUCGUUGGUUCAAUAAUGAGCAUGCUUACGAUCAACACAUCGACAACAGCCCAGCGCACAAUUUCCGUGGCAGUCGAUAUGAGUGUAGCGUCUGUGAUCGUGGUUUCUCGACUGAGUACUCCCUUCAUCAACAUUCCUCCACGGCAAGCGGUCAUCCGUAUUGCAUCCCCUGCAAACGCAUGUUCAUGAACCAGAAUAACCUGAACCAACAUAUGCAUUCCAGGACCCAUGUUGGUAGCCAAAUCCAGUGCCCGUUCUGUAGGACCGGCUAUGCUACUGCAUCUGGCGUGACGAUCCAGCUCGAAUCCGGCAAUUGUCCCCAAGCCAACAUCGAUCGCCAUGGAAUUAACAGAAUGAUCCGCCGACUCGACACCAACCACGUCAUCACCAGACGUCUCCUCACGUACGGUGACACCGAUCCCGUUGAGUACAUCGCAACGGAACGUUCCUGGAACGGACAUGCCUUCCAAUGCGUCCUCUGUACCCGCCAAUUCGGUGCUCUUCAUAGCCUUAACACACACAUGAAGAGUCCUGUACAUGAGCAGAAUCUGUAUCAUUGCCCUGGUCGAAAUUGUGCUCGCGAGUACAAGUUGUUGAGUGGGUUGGUGCAGCAUGUUGAGAGUGAGAGUUGUGGGGUCAUGAGAUUUGCUGCUGUGCAGCAGCAAGCUAGGAAUGGUAUUGAGAAUAUGGUGGGUCGCAUGAUCCAAGGAGCUUAA